Molecule: messenger RNA, 843 nt
Organism: Xenia sp. Carnegie-2017
Lineage: Eukaryota; Metazoa; Cnidaria; Anthozoa; Malacalcyonacea; Xeniidae
Product: protein YAE1 homolog
Exons: 3
Coding region: 35-601 (188 amino acids)
Source: RefSeq, a predicted model, not a curated record
AAGUCGUUCAAUGUAAGUGAUAUCGAAGGGUGACAUGGGCACCCAAUAUUCCCCCCACAUUCUUUUCCUCGAGAAAGACUCCCCAUUCGAAGAAGAAACAGGCAUUGAUGAUACAUUAUUAGGAAGGAUUGACUCGGAGAGGCAAAGAGACAAACACUUUACAAUAGGUGUACGAGAAGGCAUCUCUGCAGGAUCACAAUCAACAGUACAAGAUGGGUUUGAUUGUGGCUAUGAGAAAGCAUUCCUAGCCUCCUGCAAGUUUGGCAAGUUAAGAGGUGUAUUAAAUGCCCUUCAUUCCUACAUUGUUUUGAACAAAAAGACAGGAAAUAAGGAAAAUGAUAGCUGUGAGCAAGAAAUAGACAAUUUGAUGGAUAAUCUUGACAAAAUAGAAAAACAAAUGUGGAAAGUAAAAUUUAAUAAUAUUCCACCCGAGGAAGUCAAAGAUGCACCCUCUAUACAUAAUUUUGAUCAUCAACAAGUGUUAGCUGAAACUGACAAUUUGGAGUUUGAAAAACUUUUGUUUGAGUGCAAUCACAUUUGUCAGAAACUGGGUUUAGGCAACAACAUUCUUAUGUGGUGUCAAGCUGCUUUUUCACAAUAAUUUUAAAAAAACUUGCAAACCAAACCCACUUAUAAAAAUGUAAUGGUAUUAUGUCUCCACUCAUUACCCAAUGUGCCAUGUAUAAACAAUCACCACAAAACAGUAUUUUGUAAACUAUUGGAGAUAUUAUCUUGCAUCCUAAUUUUCCUCUGUAUUGAUAUUGAGUGCUCUAUUUCAGUAUAAUUUAUUUGUAAACACAAUAGUAUAAGUAUAUUUCUAUUUAUAUACACGUACAGAAAGUA